Pleuronectes platessa (European plaice) is the source of this 6231-nucleotide messenger RNA. RefSeq names its product pleckstrin and Sec7 domain containing a (gene psda). The record is from RefSeq and is a predicted model, not a curated record. The coding region runs from base 727 to 2397 and encodes 556 amino acids. Gene Ontology annotation, molecular function: phospholipid binding; protein binding; guanyl-nucleotide exchange factor activity. NCBI's taxonomy places the organism in Eukaryota, Metazoa, Chordata, Actinopteri, Pleuronectiformes, Pleuronectidae. The transcript is spliced from 13 exons. Gene Ontology annotation, biological process: regulation of ARF protein signal transduction.
AAAAUAUCACACACAAAAUAACUGUUAUUCUGAAGCUGAUAAAACAUUUGACAAGAAAUCAAACUUUUUUUUUUCCUCAAAGAAGAAAGUGAAAUAAGGUGCAAAUCAUUGAGACAUUUAAAAACAACUGUGAAGACUGUGGUUGUAGAAUCGGCAGUUUGUUUUUGAGGAAAAGAAAAAGAUAGAAACUUCUUCCAGGAAGGUGCAUGGAGUGAGAGGAAGGUAAGAGGAGACAAAGAGAGGAAGAGGGGAAGGAGAGGACGGAGGGAGGAGGAGGAGGAGCGUCCCCGGUCCAACGGGGGAGGAAACACAAACCUCCAUCCCCUCAGUGAAGGAAAAUAACUGAUGCACGAGAGGGGCGGGACAAGAAGAUCCGGCUGAGGAGGAGAGGAAGUCGUGUGGAGAAGUUGUUGAGAGGGAAAGAAGACGGCAGAAAGUUUUUAUAGAGCGAAGGAAGAGAAGGAGGAGGAAGGAGCUGACAGAGGUGAAGAGGACAAGUCAGACGAAGGAGGACGACUGAAAACAGACGAAUCCGAGAAGGAGACACAUCUGCUGAUGAAACCAACAAUGACCUCAGCAGAUCUAUGACAUCACUCCGUUCCCCGCGGUGAAGCCUCCUCAGAUCACAGCUGUCCAUGUGGAUGUUGUUUGAUUGGCGGCUCUGUCGGUUACUGACAUCAUAGACUGGGUGUGAGAGUGUGCUGGCCCCGCCCACUACUCAUAGUCAUGGCGAGCUACCUGCUGUGCUUGGGGGGCGGGGCUCUGGAUGACAGGUACAUGUACGCCCCGCCCUACCCAGCUGUUUACAGGGAGCGUCUGGUGAACCGCCCCCCCGAGCUGCUGUACCCACAGGCUGACGUAGCGGAGCGCCUGGCGCUCGGCGGCAGCGACGACGAGCUGGCCAACGGCACGAAGGCCGACCUGCAGGCCGCCAAGCGCCUCGCCAAACGCCUCUACCACCUGGACGGCUUCAGGAAGUCUGACGUCGCCCGACACCUGAGCAAGAAUAAUGAGUUCAACCAGAAGGUGGCAGAAGAAUAUCUCAGUAACUUUAACUUCAGCGGUCUGAACAUCGACCAGGCGCUCAGGUCGUUCCUGAGGCAGUUUGCUCUGAUCGGAGAAACUCAGGAGAGAGAGAGAGUCCUCGCUCACUUCUCCAGAAGAUUCAGACAAUGUAACCCAGAGAGUCUGACCACGGAAGACAGCAUCCACACUCUGACCUGUGCCGUGAUGCUGCUGAACUCUGACCUUCAUGGAAACAACGUGGGGAAGCGGAUGUCCUGCAGUCAGUUCAUCUCCAACCUAGAAGGUCUCAACAAUGGAAAAGACUUCCCCAAAGAUCUGCUGAAGACUCUCUACAGCUCCAUCAAGAACGAGAAGCUGCAGUGGACCAUUGAUGAAGAGGAGUUGAGGAAGUCGAUGUCGGAGUUGGCUGACGUGCGAACAGACUCCGCCUCCCACACCAUGAAGCGACUGGGUGGGGGGGGGAACCCACUGCUUGGCGUUGCCCAGCAGGCGGACGGCGAGCUCUACAAGAGCGGCUUCCUGGUUCGGAAGGUCCACGCCGACCCCGACGGGAAGAGAACGCCGCGGGGUAAGAGAGGCUGGAGGUCUUUCUACGUCUUGCUGAAGGGUCUUGUGCUCUACCUGCAGAAGGACGAGUACCGUGCGGAGCGGGAGCUGACGGAGGAGGACGUGAAGAACGCUGUGUCCAUCCAUCACUCGCUCGCCAUGCGGGCGGCCGACUACAGCAAGAGGCCCAACGUGUUCUACCUGAGGACGGCCGACUGGAGGGUGUUCCUGUUCCAGGCUCCGAGCGCAGAACAGAUGCAGUCCUGGAUCACGCGCAUCAACGUGGUGGCGGCCAUGUUCUCGGCUCCGCCCUUCCCGGCGGCGAUCGGCUCUCAAAAGAGAUUCAGCCGCCCUCUGCUGCCGGGAUCCAACACCAAACUGACCCAGGAAGAGCAGGUCAAGUCUCAUGAGAACCGCUUCAGGGGCGUUUCGUCCGAGCAGGCCGACCUGACGACCUCCACGCCGAAUCGAAAGGUCAAAGGUCGUGAGCUGGAGGAACAGAAGCUCCGACAGGAUUACCUGGAGUUUGAGAAAACUCGUUACGGUACGUACGCCAUGCUGCUCAGAGCCAAGCUGGCGAGCGGAGACGAGGACCUGACGGCCUUCGAGUCUCGGCUGUUUGACGACGGAGGCCUGCAGAGGACACACUCCAGUCCCUCGCUGCCUCAGGACGCCGCCAGCAAGGAGAACAUUUGUGGAACCAAGACGUCAAAGAGCUUAAAGGUCACGUCGUCAACCACCAGGGAGGGAAGUAAGAAGAAGAACGGGAGCAACCAGCCAGCUGAGCUGCAGAAACAGAGCAGCCGCCGGGAGGAGGCGCCGUAAGACGGCACGAGUCUGUCUGCUGGUGAGGCUGGAGAAGGACACGAAGCAUCAUGGGUAACAGGCUGACAUCCUCCUCUCAACCUUUUCUAUUAAACCCCAGUUAGACUGUGAUUGGCUGGGCUAAGGCGUGGGAGAUCAUCGGGGGAAGAGACACUCGUCACAGAAGAAGAAACAUCAGAGGCUGAUGUUGAAACUUGAAGACGCCAUUUCUGCACAGAGCACAACCGCUGCUGAGUUUCAAAAUAAAAGCUUUACUUCCUGUUCGAGCUUUCAUUUCAGGGACUUUGUGGAAGUGAUGCAGAUUAAACUUAAACAUCAGAGACUAUUGUGUUUGACGCCAGGACCCUCCAGGACCCUCCAGGACCCUCCAGGACCCUCCAGAGCCCUGAAGGACCCAACAGGACCCUCCAGGACCCUCCAGGACCCUCCAGAGCCCUGAAGGACACAACAGGACCCUCCAGGACCCUCCAGGACCCUCCAGAGCCCUCCAGAGCUCUGAAGGACACAACAGGACCCUCCAGGACCCUCCAGAGCCCUCCAGAGCUCUGAAGGACACAACAGGACCCUCCAGGACCCUCCAGAGCCCUCCAGAGCUCUGAAGGACCCUCCAGGACCCUCCAGGACCCUCCAGAGCCCUCCAGAGCCCUGAGGGACCCAACAGGACCCAACAGGACCCUCCAGGACCCUCCAAGACCCUCCAGAGCUCUGAAGGACACAACAGGACCCUCCAGGACCCUCCAGAGCCCUCCAGAGCCCUGAGGGACCCAACAGGGCCCAACAGGACCCUCCAGGACCCUCCAGGACCCUCCAGAGCUCUGAAGGACACAACAGGAUCCUCCAGGACCCUCCAGAGCCCUGAAGGACCCAACAGGACCCUCCAGGACCCUCCAGAACCCUCCAGAGCCCUGAAGGACACAACAGGACCCUCCAGAACCCUCCAGAGCCCUGAAGGACACAACAGGUACCUCCAGAACCCUCCAGAGCCCUGAAGGACACAACAGGUACCUCCAGGACCCUCCAGAGCCCUGAAGGACACAACAGGACCCUCCAGGACCCUCCAGAGCCCUGAAGGACACAACAGGACCCUCCAGAACCCUCCAGAGCCCUGAAGGACACAACAGGUACCUCCAGGACCCUCCAGAGCCCUGAGGGACACAACAGGACCCAACAGGACCCUCCAGAGCCCUGGAAAACCCACAGGUACAUCCUGGACCUUACAGGGCUCUCUGCGACCCUGAAGGACCCUUCUGGAUCCUUCUGGACCCUUCUGGACCCUUCUGGAUCCUACAGGAUCUGGUUUUGUCUGAACUUUUUGUUUAAGAGCGACAAACACUGACCUCAUGCUGCUUCUCCUAGCAACCGACAGGGAGGCCGGUUGCCUUGCCGACCACACAUGACAGACAGAGUGUGGGAGUGUUGCUGCGACGACCAAGCAAAGGGGGGGAGGUUGAGAAGGGGGGGGUGAGAAUCCCGAGUCAGAACGCACAACAAACACACAAAACUCCCUCUGUGUGUGUGUGUGUGUGUGUGUGUGUGUGUGUGUGUGUGUGUGUGUGUGUGUGUGUGUGUGUGUGUGUGUGUGUGUGUGUGUGUGUGUGUGUGUGGAGGCUGAAACAGUUUGUUUUCUGUCGUUUUUCUCCAGCUCUGCUCGGAGCUCAGAUUCUGUCGGAGGAUCGUUAGUGACCAAACACUGAGCAGCAAUCAAAUCAUAAAUAAUUCUGGAGAUAAGAAAAGAGGAAAUGAAACAUAAAAGAAAAUGAAUUAAACCUUGUUAACAAAAAAUGAUAAACACUUUGAAUGGUUUGUAAUUAUAAUGAAUAUGUGACUUUCUUUCAACACCAAAUUAAAUCUACCAAUCAAACUUUAAUAAUAAUAAACAUAUAAUGUAGUUGCUGUUCAUUCGAAAUGAAAAGAGUUUGAUGUUUGCUCUUGAAUGAAUCCGUCCACAUCGUCUUCGUCACUGAUGAAGAAGAAACGUUCAUGUGAAAUGAUGAUUGAUCAGCUGGAGGAGAAGGUGUGAAGUGUCAGGGACCAAUGAGAAUUCAUCGCUUCACCUCCGCAUCGUUAACAACAGCAGUCGUUACGAUCCUCCUCCUCCUCCUCCAUCUUCCUCCUCCUCCAUCUUCCUCCUCCUCCAUCUUCCUCCUCCUCCAUCUUCUUCCUCCUCCUCCAUCUUCCUCCUCCUCCAUCUUCCUCCUCCUCCAUCUUCUUUCUCCUCCUCCUCCAUCUUCUUCCUCCUUCUCCUCCAUCUUCUUCCUCCUUCUCCUCCAUCUUCUUCCUCCUUCUCCUCCAUCUUCUUCCUCCUCCAUCUUCUUCCUCCUCCUCCAUCUUCUUCCUCCUCCUCCAUCUUCUUCUUCUUCCUCCAUCUUCUUCCUCCUCCUCCUCCAUCUUCUUCCUCCUCCUCCUCCAUCUUCUUAUUCCUCCGCCAUCUUCUUCCUCCUCCAUCUUCUUCCUCCUCCUCCAUCUUCUUCCUCCUCCUUCAUCUUCUUCUUCUUCCUCCAUCUUCUUCCUCCUCCUCCAUCUUCUUCCUCCUCCUCUUCCAUCUUCUUAUUCCUCCGCCAUCUUCCUCCUCCUCCUCCAUCUUCUUCCUCCUCCUCCUCCAUCUUCUUCUUCCUCCUCCAUCUUCUUCCUCCUCCUCCUCCAUCUUCUUCCUCCUCCAUCUUCUUCCUCCUCCUCCUCCAUCUUCUUCCUCCUCCUCCUCCAUCUUCCUCCUCCUCCUCCAUCUUCUUCCUCUUCUUCACUUCCUCCUCCUCCUCCAUCUUCUUCCUCCUCCAUCUUCUUCCUCCUCCUCCUCCAUCUUCUUCCUCCUCCUCCUCCAUCUUCUUCUUCCUCCUCCUCCUCUAUCUUCUUCCUCCUCCUCCUCCAUCUUCUUCUUCCUCCUCCUCCUCCAUCUUCAUCCUCCUUCUCCUCCAUCUUCCUCCUCCUCCUCCUCUCUGUCUCAUGGCAGAGUUUCAUUACAGAAAGUUGAAUCUGUCGAUGGUGUCAUUGGAGCAGGACCACUAACCCUCCUGCCCGGGCGUCGGUGGUUCGAUGCUCUGAACUCUCCUCAUGUCACCUGAUCACCACGACCUCUUGUUGUCAUGACCUUUGACCCCGUCCGCCCAUCUUCGUCUCGGCCUCGUUCACGACCUGCCGACGGACGCAGGCUGUUUGACCUCUGACCCCCAGGUCCUAUUCACUCAAAUAUCCAGUCACACUUUUUGCACUGUGCACUGUAACGCAGCGUAGGAUGACUUCUACGGCUUCAGCUCCUCGUCUGUAUCCGAACUUUGUAAAUACACGUUGACAUUGAGAAGCCAUACUGUGGUCGGGCUGACGGCCUCGCUAGCGCUCGCUGUGGAUUAGGACUCUUUGGUUUAGAUAUCUCAGAGCGACAGAUGUCGACUCGACUGUUUUAUUUAUUCUUUUCGUCCUCGUUUCUGUGAAUGUUUUGGGGGCUUUGCUGCGGCUGAGUGUUGCUGCCAGCUCGCCGACCAACAGCUGUACAUACUGUCCACUUCCUGUGAGGUUUUGGUCGUAGUGAAACUUGGACUCUGUUUACACCUGCUAUUAAAAUGUGUUUCAGGUAAUCAGAUUACAAUCAGACCGACUGAGUAAACAGGAAGUAGUUUUCUUCAGAUGCCUGAGUUCAGCGUGAAGAAGGAAACUUCUUCUGUCUUAGUUUGAACCAAUCAGAGGAGGACGUGACGUCUGCUGACUCAGAUCUCCGUGUGGACACAUGUUGACUCCAGCUGUGGAUCACGUAUGUUUUAAUUUCAGCUGUAAACUGAGUCACAAAUAUGUUUGUAUCAUUCGGAGGCGUAGACACACAAAUAAAGAUGAGAGUGAAACUCA